UCUACCCCGAUCCUUCACCCCAUCCCACUCCUCGCCGCCGCUCCGCCGUCGCCGUCGCCGUUGCCGUUACCGUUUCCGCCGUCGUCGUCGUGUUAACCUUCGCUUAGCACUCAAUCAUAUUUAUUCUCUCGUGAAAUUCAGAUCAUUAGAGACAGGUUUCAAUUGCUUCUACAGGAGGGAUUUUACUGAUUUCUUUCCGGAUCCAUUGAUUUGCUGGACGAAAGAAUCUUGAAUUUAAACACCAGAUUGUGGAAAAGAGAGAUGGAAAGCUUCAAGUGAGCGCUCUUCAAGCCUCGAUAAAUGGCAAAUAAUGAGGUGGAAUCGAACGCACUCCGUGGAGUAGAAUGGGAAGUUGUUUCACCUACAACAUCGGCUGCUGCUGCUCCUAGUAUAGAACAAGUUGAAUGUGAUACAGAUGAAGAUCAAGCUGAUAAUACGUUGCGAGCUCUUUUUAUGUCUGGUCAUUUUGUUUUCCCACCAAGUCAGCACGAGAAUUUACCCAUAGAACCAGAGACUAUACAAAUGGAUACAUUAUCUGAUAUGAUGGAAGGAGAUGUCAUAGAUGAAUCAACUAAUCAGGAACAUUUGAAGGAUGAUAAGCAAAAUGAUGCUCCUGAACUUCCCUGUAAUGCUUGGUGGAAGAGACGAGCUGUUUCAAUAUAUACACAUGCUAAAGACACAAAUGCAUUUUGGUCCAUUUUUGUUGCGGCAGCUGUUAUGGGUAUUGUCAUUAUUGGACAGCAAUGGCAGAAGGAAAGGUGGCAGGUUUUGCAACAUAAGUGGCGGUUCCUUUUAGAUGAGAAAAUGGGAAGGAUGCUGGUCCGCCCUAUGUCUCGAUUGAAAUAUGUAAUCGCGGGUGGAAAUCGAUCUGGUUCUUUAGCUGAUCAUUAAGAUGAUGAAGGGACAGCAAUAUUGCUAGUAAUUUAAAGGGUGGAACUAACUAUUGCAUUUGUUAAUAUAGAUUGUAGUAAUUGGUUGUGAUACUUACUUUGAUCAUAUGCAAUGUUUCAAGUUAAAGUUUGUUCUUAGCAUA
Messenger RNA from Impatiens glandulifera, 1033 nucleotides. RefSeq names its product ATG8-interacting protein 1. Gene Ontology annotation, cellular component: intracellular membrane-bounded organelle. NCBI's taxonomy places the organism in Eukaryota, Viridiplantae, Streptophyta, Magnoliopsida, Ericales, Balsaminaceae. The transcript is spliced from 4 exons. The coding region runs from base 301 to 891 and encodes 196 amino acids. The record is from RefSeq and is a predicted model, not a curated record.